Molecule: messenger RNA, 1047 nt
Organism: Opisthorchis viverrini
Lineage: Eukaryota; Metazoa; Platyhelminthes; Trematoda; Opisthorchiida; Opisthorchiidae
Exons: 2
Coding region: 1-1047 (348 amino acids)
Cellular component (GO): membrane; cytoplasm
Molecular function (GO): glutamine synthetase activity
Source: RefSeq, a predicted model, not a curated record
AUGGUAAAAGUACUCGAAGACAGAUACAAGCUACGGAUUUACGCAGGAUAUGAACCAGAGUUUCGCAUCUUUCGGAAGGAAGGAUUUGAAGAAUCGACCAGAAACAAACCCGGGUCACAAGCAGAUACUAUCAUACCACCUACUCCGUGGACCAGCGGAAGUGAUAUGCUCAGAUAUGGUCAUUUGUCUGCAUACGAAUUUUUCGUAAUGGACUUGGACCAAUACCUACAAGCCGCAGGGAUUGAUAUUAUAGAAUAUCUCAAUGAAAACGGAAGCGGAGAGAUUGAAACCCCAUUGGUGCCGAAAUUCGGUAUCGCCGCUGCCGACACUUAUUUCAUAUUCAAGCAUGCGGUGCGCGAGAUCGCGAAGAAACACGACAUGCGUGUUUCGUUCAUGACAAAGCCUUUAGUUGGUGAACUAUCAACCGGAUGUCACUUCAAUCAUUCGUUGUGGGAUAUUGAAAGAGGGAAGAAUGUUUUAUUCGAUUCAUCAGCUUCGGAUAACCUGUCGAAUCUCGCCCACAAUUGGCUUGGUGGCCUAUUUGAACACAUGCCUGCCUUGACCGCCCUAUGUUCACCAACCGUGAACUGCUAUCGAAGACUGCACGCUGGAUGGGCCCCAGGACACAUGGAUUGGGAGCUGGAUAAUCGAUUUGUAACCGUGCGUCUGAAGAAUGUGGGUGAAGAUGGUACCUAUCUGGAAAACCGCCUUAGCUCCUCGGCGUCCUGUCCUUAUCAUGUGAUGGCCGCAACGCUGGCUGCGGGUAUGGAUGGGAUCGAGCGUCGACUGGAACCUCCGUCUCGUGGAGCGUAUAAUCCAGCUAAAGGUGCGCCCAUAAUGAAGGAACUCCCAAAAACACUGAAGGAAGCUAUCGAUGCGUUAAAAAAGGACACAAUUCUAGUAGAUCGCUUGGGGAACCAAUUUGUUGACUGGUUUAUUCGGGCGAAGGAAUUUGGUGACCUCAAAACACUGGGCCAAAUUGACAUCAAGGAAGAAUCCGAGGAGUUUCUAGCGCAGGAACGUUAUGAAUACUUGGAAUUUAUAUGA